This is a messenger RNA of Phaedon cochleariae (mustard beetle), 573 nucleotides long. The record is from the annotation of a GenBank genome assembly. NCBI's taxonomy places the organism in Eukaryota, Metazoa, Arthropoda, Insecta, Coleoptera, Chrysomelidae.
AUGGCGGAGGGAAUAAAGAGGAACAUCCCCAUCAAGAUGGGCGAUUUUAGUGUGAUCGACUCGGAAUUCUGCAGCAUCAGAGAGAGGUUUGACGCCGAGAUGAGAAAAAUGGAGGAAGAGAUGAGCAAAUUCAGAUCGGAAUUAAUGAACCGCGAAUCCAACAAUUUCUUCAGGAGUACCACAAGCACGACUAGUCAAACGUCAUCUGGCAACGACGUCGCCCAAAGAAUACCAUCGGGAGGAGACGUGAGGACCUGGUACGACGACCUCAACUCGCCCCUCAUCCAGGAGGACGGCAACAACAAAUGCCUCAAAUUGAGGUUCGACGUCAGCCAAUACACCCCCGAAGAGAUCGUCGUCAAGACGGUCGAUAACAAAUUAUUGGUACAUGCCAAACACGAAGAAAAAUCGGAAUCCAAGUCGGUCUACAGGGAAUACAACAGGGAGUUCCUGUUGCCGAAGGGCACCAACCCCGAAGACAUCAAGAGCUCGCUGAGCAAAGAUGGCGUCCUCACCGUCGAGGCGCCUUUGCCGGCUAUCACGGCCGGAGAAAAACUCAUACCCAUCCAGCAU